Didymodactylos carnosus is the source of this 774-nucleotide messenger RNA. The record is from the annotation of a GenBank genome assembly. Lineage: Eukaryota; Metazoa; Rotifera; Eurotatoria; Philodinida; Philodinidae.
AUGAAUAAUAAAAAAAUUCUUUGUGUAUGUGAUUUUGAUCAUACAAUAGUUGACCAAAAUACCGACAUUGUUGUUACUAAAUUUAUACCAGAAGGUGAAAAACAAUCGAUUGUAUUUGACAAAAAACCUCAAUGUUGGACAUAUCAUAUGGAACAACUAUUUCAAUAUUUUCAAACAAUUGGUAUUAAAAAGUCAGAUUAUAUUCGAUGUAUGCAACAGAUGCAAUUAACAGAACAUUUUAAAGAACUUCUCUUGUAUUUGUCAAAAAUUUCUACAUUAAUUAUUGUUAGUGAUUCAAAUCAGUUGUUUAUUGAUACAAUAUUGAAACAUAAUGGGCUAGAUCAUGUGUUUCAAGACAUUUUUACAAAUCCUGCUUCAUAUGAUGAGAAUAAAGAAUGUUUAUUAAUACAGCCCUAUGGAAGAUUGGAUGAAAAAUCAUGUAAUACAUGUCCGAUUAAUAUGUGUAAAGGCGAAAUAAUUGACAAUUAUCGUAAAACAUUUUUUUCAUCAACAAAUAAUCAACUUGAGCAGAAUAUUGUGAUUUUUAUUGGUGAUGGUCAUAAUGAUGUGUGCGCAGCAAAAUCAUUAAAAAAAAAUGAUCUUGUUUGUGCUAGGCAAGGAUAUAAAAUGGCCGUAGAAUUGAAACAGUACAUGUUAAACAAUAGUGGUUUUAUAAAUGCUAGUUAUAUGGAAUGGAACAAUGGGAAAGAUAUUCAAAAUUAUCUUGAAAAAUUUUUAAAUAAAUGUCUAGAAGAAAAUGACCAUGACUCUUAA